Molecule: messenger RNA, 489 nt
Organism: Danaus chrysippus (African queen)
Lineage: Eukaryota; Metazoa; Arthropoda; Insecta; Lepidoptera; Nymphalidae
Source: the annotation of a GenBank genome assembly
AUGCCUGAAACAAUGAUGGAACAGUUACCUCUUCAUGAAGAGUCUGAAGAGGAUCGAUGCAAAGCUAUACUCGAUGGCUUUCAAAUUAAUUAUAUGACUUUGAGAGAUGUAGACACAGGCAAGAUUCUUUGGCAGCAUAAUCUAGAUAUGUCCAGUCCGGAUGUUGAACAUGAAGCUCGUGUACCGAAGCGAAUCCUCAAGUCGAGGGUUGUAUCGAGAGAGAUGAACUUCAGUUCUGUGGAAUCUAUCAGUAAAUUUCGCUUGGAACAGAAAGUUCUCUUCAAAGGCAGAUGUUUGGAGGAAUGGUUUUUCGAAUUUGGCUUUGUCAUUGCUAACUCUACAAACACUUGGCAGUCUAUCAUAGAAUCGGCCCCGGAGUCACAAAUGAUGCCAGCUAAUGUACUUAAUGGAAAUGUGAUCAUAGAAACGAAAUUCUUCGAUGGAGAUCUUCUCAUCACAACGUCCCGAGUGCGGCUCUUCUAUGUUUAA